AUGGCGCCUGUAUCGCCCCGGCUCAAGAUUCUAUCAGUGGGAGGUAAUCCCGUCUCAGCAUUCUUGUCAUGGCGACUCCAGGCUACGAAUGCGUGUGAUGUGACUCUCGUUUGGAAGUCUGGUUACGAGCAUGUGGCACAAUAUGGAAUCUCGUUCAAGUCGCCGACAUUUGGCAACGAACGGUUCAAGCCUCGGCACGUUGUUCGAAAUCCCGAGGACGCCGCCAGCGCUCGAGAUGGCCCCUUCGAUUAUGUUGUACUAUGCGUUAAAGCGUUGCCUGACGUAUACGAUCUCGCCUCCGUCAUUGACUCCGUCGUAACUCCUCAACAUACAUGUAUCCUUGUCAAUACAACACACACCCUCGGAGUCGAAGCUGCAUUGGAGGAGCGAUUCCCUACCAACGUGGUCCUGUCACUCGUUUCAGGCGCCGAACUCACACAACUUGGCCAGAGUGAAUUCGAACACAAGGGCCCAACCGAUAUCUGGAUUGGCCCAGCUAAUAACCCCAACAAUAUUCCACAGAGUAUACAAGAGGAUAUGGCACAGGCUUUGGCAAUGACCCUCAGCUCUGGCCAGGUAGAGUGCAAGGUCUCGCCAAACAUCCGCCAACAGCAAUACGAGAGAGUCAUAGGCCCUAUCGCAUUCCACCCCAUCAGCGUUAUCUUCGAAACGCCCAAUCAUACCUUGCUUCUAGAAAAGGUUGGUGUUAGGGACAUGGUUUCAGAUGUCAUUGACGAGCUACUUCGCCUAGCUGACGCCAACGGGUGCAAAUUUGAACCCGACUUCAAGAAGAAGACAAUGGACGAGAUGUCCAAGGCCUCAGGAGAGAGUAUCAUGUGGCAAGAUUAUGUUGCUCGAAGACCGAUGGAGGUUGAGACUUACCUAGGGUCGCCUGUCAAGUUGGCCAGAGACUCGAACAUAACACUUCCACGAAUCGAGACCCUCUACUCAAUCCUCCAUAACCUCAACCUAGUCAACCGCAACAGACCCAAGCCUGGUGAUCCGAACGCGAACAUUAUGCCACCAGCAUCCCCUUCAGCACAGACAGUACCCCGAAUGCCUUCUCAGAACAACCACCGUCCUAUGAUGAAUGGCAUGCCCAACGGUAACGGAAUGCCGCCUCGUCAGCCCAGACCUCGAAACUCGUCAAAUUUCAGCCAAGGCGGUAUGCGUCGCGGCCCACCCCCUAUGAAUGGCGGGCCACCGAAUGGCUAUGGCCGACCCCCUCCUUCUAUUAAUGGCGGUGGAUCGCGUCAGCCUUCAAGAAGAGGCUCACUAGAAGACACUAAUUUGGAGGAAUUCUCUCACUUGGUGCUCUAUGAUGAUAUUCCUGAAGGUUCCGAGACAUCCGUCACAGGCGACCCGUCAGAUGUCAAUUUGAGGGAGCGGGAACUCGCUCUGAGACAGCGGGAGAUGGCCCUGCGUGAACAGGAAAUGCGAAUGCGUCGUGGACCGCCCCCGCCCGGCCCCCCUGGAGGCCCCGGACCUCGUCGUGGUCCUCAUCCAAUGCGCAACAGCAAGCAGGUGUUUGACGAAGAUGACGACGACGACGACGACUACUUUGACCCUACAGCCAACGCCGCCCCCCCCAUGAUCGACCCUGAUAAUUUUGACAUGAUGAGUGUAACAUCAAGAAAGAAUCGAAAGGCACCAGGACCUACUCCAAGCCAGUUUCGCCGUAACCCCGACGAUAUGCCACCUCCUACACGAGGCGGUCGGUUCAGACCCAACUUCGGACGUAACAGAUCCAGCCAGGUCGGCGGCGCCCACAGCUCUAUGACAACCGAGAAUAUUCUUGAGGACCCUCUUAUGAGCUGCUCCUCGGAUCGUUAUGGAUCAGUCGAUCGUGGCGCAAUGAACGCUGGCUCUAGAGCGAAUUCACUGACUGCCUCAAGGCUUGACGAGAUGCAGUACGGCCCCGGUCCUGGAGGACCUCCUGGGAUGAAUGGUGCUUUCCCUCGACGCGCAAGCCAGUCCCCCGGGAAUCCCUACCCUCCAUCGAUGCGCGGCGGCAGCAGCCGUCGAGGAUCACCACCAGGUGGCUAUGGUCCUGCCCCUGGCAUGAACGGAAGGCCAUCACCACCUGAUGGUGUUCGCCAACCCGUCCCCCGACACCCACCGGGCCAAGGAAACUCAGUAGCACCGCAACAAGUUGAACAACAUAUAGGGGUGAGCGCCCUCCAUCAAACUAAGCCUAGGAAUGUUCGCAGUCUGACGGGUAGUGCGAGCGCCAGCGCGGGCAGUGGUGAAUUUGACUCCGAACAAUCUGCCAAUAGCAGUCAAGGUAGCUUACCUCCACGACCCCCGAUCGGCGUGCGUUAG
Fusarium coffeatum is the source of this 2322-nucleotide messenger RNA. RefSeq lists its product as uncharacterized. NCBI's taxonomy places the organism in Eukaryota, Fungi, Ascomycota, Sordariomycetes, Hypocreales, Nectriaceae. The record is from RefSeq and is a predicted model, not a curated record. The coding region runs from base 1 to 2322 and encodes 773 amino acids. The transcript is spliced from 5 exons. Gene Ontology annotation, cellular component: cytoplasm. Gene Ontology annotation, molecular function: oxidoreductase activity.